AUAAAAAAAAAAGCAAUAAAAAUAACAACUAAACCAGAUGAACUGGACAAUGUGAUUGAAUCACCUUCCUCACCAAUGCCUAUUGCAGUAAGUGAAGAUAUAACAAACAAAGAUGAAUUAAGUAGUAAUGUUGAACCUGAAGUUAUAGUAGAUUAUAAGUUGUUUAUAAAAAUAGCAAAUGGUGUUUUAUUACCAA
This is a messenger RNA of Dentiscutata erythropus, 196 nucleotides long. Lineage: Eukaryota; Fungi; Glomeromycota; Glomeromycetes; Diversisporales; Gigasporaceae. The record is from the annotation of a GenBank genome assembly.